Molecule: messenger RNA, 2467 nt
Organism: Hemiscyllium ocellatum (epaulette shark)
Lineage: Eukaryota; Metazoa; Chordata; Chondrichthyes; Orectolobiformes; Hemiscylliidae
Gene: ikzf4
Product: IKAROS family zinc finger 4
Exons: 10
Coding region: 537-2141 (534 amino acids)
Biological process (GO): regulation of transcription by RNA polymerase II
Molecular function (GO): RNA polymerase II cis-regulatory region sequence-specific DNA binding; DNA-binding transcription factor activity
Source: RefSeq, a predicted model, not a curated record
UGCUCGGAAGUUAUGGCGGAAGUUGUUCGCUGACUGGAAUUCAAUUGCUCGAAGCCGAGCGGAGGUAAUGCUGCUGUAUCUGUAAACGCUAAUUUUUGAGUCAACCGCACCUGCUACCGGAAGUCUUGCCUCUCCUUCGUGAUCAUUGGUGCCUCUGGGGAAUUUGCGCUCACUGAUUGGACGGCCACGCUAUCGAUCAUCCAAGGGGCGGGACGGUUGGCGCAGUUAAGUCUAUCUUCACCCAAACCUCAGUCCUGACCAACACGCCUCAUUCCUGAUGAAGAGCUUAUGCCUGAAACUUUGAUUCUUCUGCUCCUCGGAUGCUGCGUGACCUGAUGUGCUUUUCCAGCACUACACUCUCGAUGCUGAAUUGUGAUUGAUGCUGAACGUUGUACUGCCAGCAGCGAACAACCCACCUCUGAUCCUACUGGAGGAAGGUCUUUGAUGAAGCAGCUGAAGAUACUACCCUGAGUAACUUCUGCAUUGCUGUAGUGGAGCUGAGAUGACUGACUUCCAACGACCACAACUGCCAUUUUAUGUACCAGCACAGCACUUUGAAAAUGGAUAUAGAAGACUGCAAUGGUCGUGGUUACAUUUCAGGGAGUGGUGACUCUUCAAUGGACAAAGAGUUCUCUGGGGCAAUGGUGGGCCCCACUGUGAGCACACCAAACAGCCAGCACUCUUCACCCAGCCGUUCUUUGAGUGCCAACUCCAUCAAGGUUGAGAUGUACAGCGAUCAAGAGGCAGGGAGGCUUCUGACACAGGAGGAUGGCGCUAGUGAUAAAGAUGAAGCAGUCAUUGUGGAUGUGUCUUUUUCGGACCCGCUAGGAUUCUUUGAGGGCACGGGGCAGGGACCUCAUUCUCCUGGAGGGAUUCGCCUUCCUAAUGGAAAACUGAAGUGUGAUCUAUGCGGAAUGGUCUGCAUCGGACCGAAUGUUCUUAUGGUACAUAAGAGGAGCCAUACUGGUGAACGCCCUUUUCAUUGUAACCAGUGUGGCGCCUCAUUCACGCAGAAAGGAAAUCUCCUGCGGCACAUCAAAUUACACUCUGGGGAGAAGCCUUUUAAAUGUCCAUUCUGCAAUUAUGCCUGUCGAAGAAGGGAUGCACUCAGCGGACAUCUCCGAACGCAUGCAGUCUCCUCUCCCACGGUUGGCAAGCCUUACAAAUGUAAUUACUGUGGUCGGAGUUACAAGCAGCAGAGUUCACUGGAGGAGCACAAGGAGCGCUGUCACAACUACCUACAGAGUCUGAAUGCUGAGCCACCACAGCCAUCUACUCAGCAAGGGGAGGAGAACCGUGACAUGGAUGUGAUGCCUGACCAUAUCCUUCAGCCAGCCCCUGACAGGCCUUCUUUUAUAGAUAGGCUUGCUAACACCAUUGCAAAACGAAAAAGAUCUACUCCGCAGAAAUUUGUGGGUGAUAAACACAUACGCCUCAACCUAACUGAUGUUCACUUUGAGGUGAACUCCAAUUUUGAGAAGGAUGUAGAGAUGAUGGCUCCUCACCCCAUGGACCAGAAUUUGGGCAGUGCACUGUCCUAUCUAGGAACAGAAGCAAUGAGGCCUCCAAGACUCCCCAUGACAAGUUGCACACCGGAGAUCACACCAGUGAUCAGUGCUGUCUACUCCCAUGUACAUCCCAUCCACAGCCGAGCUGAGGCACAGGGAAGUCGAGAGGCAGCAGAAGGUCACGAAGAUAUGCCGGAACAUCUGAAUUCUAGAGCAAAAAACCAACUGGUAGAGCUUGGAGUGUCUCCAAGCAAUGGCUGCCAUGAUUCCACAGAUACAGAAAGCAGCCAUGAAGACAGGAAUACCCAAACUUUCCCCAGUAACUAUGCCAUAAGGCAAAGCCCGGCCUAUUCCAAAGAGGACCCAAAGGCACAGGAGCCCCCAUCAUCUGCCAAAGCAGCUCAAAGCUCAGCCAAAGAGGUCCUAAGAGUCUUAAAUGAAGAUGGAGAACAAGUUAAGGCUUAUAAGUGUAACCACUGCCGGGUUCUCUUUCUUGACCACGUAAUGUUUACCAUUCACAUGGGUUGCCAUGGAUUCAGAGACCCUUUUGAAUGCAACAUCUGCGGCCAUCACAGCCAGGAUCGGUACGAAUUCUCCUCACACAUUGUCAGAGGAGAGCACAAAGUGAGUUAGAGAGGGCCAUAUGGACUACAGUUUUCUACGCCCCUUGCUCUGGCUUCAUCUAAAGAAGGAGGUGUUCUUACUAGGGUUGGACAAGGUAAUUGUUUUCAGGGAUUAAUCUACAGAAUAAACUGGGGUUAAAUUUGGCUCUGUUUUUAAAAUUAAAACUAAAUAUUCCCCAUCUGGAAUUUUUUUGUUGCAUCUUUUGACCCAAAGAUGCUAACCUUAAAUUUAUUUAGUUGAGCUCUGGUGGAAAGGAGCAAUGAAUAUUUCUAGGAACCCAAUUUUACAGUUGAUGCCAGUUAAUGAAGAUUUGGAUUAAGGUACUUUUUUUGUUG